This is a messenger RNA of Vicia faba (fava bean), 795 nucleotides long. The record is from the annotation of a GenBank genome assembly. Lineage: Eukaryota; Viridiplantae; Streptophyta; Magnoliopsida; Fabales; Fabaceae.
AUGAACGUCAACAAGUCUAAACAUUAUGUCACCAACAAAGGGAAAAAAGUUUUUAUGAAGAAGGUCAUAUAUGAGGAAGACAUUAGGAGUUUACAAGACCUCGGGAUUGAUAAAGCUUCUAUGUAUGAAGAGGAAAGAUCAACCAAGAUGUCAAAAAAUAUGUUCCAACAUCUUGCUCAGAAGUCUGAAUUAUCUCAUGAAGAUUGGGUCAUUGAAGGGAAGGCUAAUGGUCAGACUGGAGGUCCUCCAAACUUUGAACAACCUACUUCGGUUAGGAAGAAAAAGCUGAAGAAGAAUGGUUAUGACAUAGUUCAUCCAAAUAGAACGACUUCUCAUAUGUUUGAAAGUGUGAUUAACCAAAGACAUGAUAAGAUGAUUGGUGAAGAAAAAGAUGAUGUGUUAAAGUCUAGCCGCAAGAGACAUGAUUAUAUAAUUGUUGAUAAGUCUGAUUUAGCUUCCAGUGGAAGUAUAAGUGUUGUUUCACUCGGGUUUGGGUCUAUAAGAAGUUAUCACGAUGAAGAUUACCAUGGAACGAUCUUGAGAAAGCAUGAUGGUGAUAAGGAUGUGACAGACAUCCCGUAUGACAUGUUGAAAGAGCCUCAAGUGCAUAAGGUGAAUAAAAAUCAUGUACAUGAAGAUUCUGAGGUUGAUAGUGCCAUAACUAAUGGUGAUGUUGUUAACAACCAUGAUCAUGCAUUAGAAGAUGUGAAGACUCUAAGUGAAGGUGUGAAUGAGAUUCAUUUUACUACUAAUGGCAAGGAGUAUAAAUUGAUUUCAAAUGAUAUGACUACCUAA